AUGUGUGUUGGACUAACAAGUGGAUCCAAUAUCUGUAUACAGCCAGAAUCUGAUAUUGUGCCAACAACAGCCACUACACCUACAACUUCUACGUCUACAUUCCCAGCUACCACCACGACAUCUCCAACUAUCACCACUGUACCUCCAACUACCACCACAGCACCUCCAACUACCACCACAGCACCACCAACUACCACCACUGCACCUCCAACUACCACCACUGCACCUCUAACUACCACCACUGCACCUCCAACUACCACCACAGCACCUCCAACUCCCACCACUGCACCUCCAACUACCACCACAGCACCCCCAACUACCACCACUGCACCCCCAACUACCACCACGGCACCCCCAACUACCACCACUGCACCUCCAACUACCUCCACUGUACAUCAAACUACCACCACAGCACCUCCAACUACCACCACUGCACCUCCAACUACCACCACUGCACCUCCAACUACCACCACUUCACCUCCAACUACCACCACUGAACAUCAAACUACCACCACAGCACCUCCAACUACCACCACUGCACCUCCAACUACCACCACGGCACCCCCAACUACCACCACAGCACCUCCAACUACCACCACAGCACCUCCAACUACCACCACUGUACAUCAAGCUACCACCACUGCACCUCCAACUACCACCGCAGCACCACCAACUACCACCACUGCACCUCCAACUACCACCACUGCACCUCCAACUACCACCACAGCACCUCCAACUACCACCACUGAACAUCAAACUACCACCACAGCACCUCCAACUACCACCACUGCACCUCCAACUACCACCACGGCACCCCCAACUACCACCACAGCACCUCCAACUACCACCACAGCACCUCCAACUACCACCACUGUACAUCAAGCUACCACCACUGCACCUCCAACUACCACCGCAGCACCACCAACUACCACCACUGCACCUCCAACUACCACCACUGCACCUCCAACUACCACCACAGCACCUCCAACUACCACCACUGUACAUCAAACUACAACCACAACAGCCACUCCAAUUAUUACCACCACAUCUCUAACUUCCACCACUGCACCUCCAACUAUCACUUCAACAAUCCCUAUAACAACCACUUCACCUUCAACUUCCACCGCAACAGCUCCAACCACAACCACUUCUCCAACUACCACCACGACAUCUCCAAAUACCCCCACUGCACCUCCAACUACCACCAAAAUAUUUCCAAACAUGACUCAAAUAGCUGUAAAUUCUACCACUACAACUGCUCCUUUUACAACUCCAACUACCACGGCUGUACCUACCACUACGCCAGUCUUCAUCAUAUCGUCUUACCAAGUCCUGGACGUAUUUGGUGACUACGCAAGCGCAGACAGUGCGUGUGCAGCUCUAGGAGGAAUCAUACCAGACUUCAAGAAUCAAUCAGAGAUCAAUGGAAUUUUACCACUCUUACAAAAUACAACAGUUCGUUGUAACGGUUGUCCUAUGGAUGGUAUGAUCCACGAGAACUCGUCAGUCAUCAUAACCUCGCCGAACUAUCCGCAAGAAUACGGAUGUUUCGUUGAUUGCACGUGUCCACUAAAGGCUGAGAACAUUGGCCUUAAACUACGGCUCGACCUGUUUGUCAACAAUUUGGAAAGCAAUUGUGAUUACUUAGUCAUUUACGACGGUCCUAACACGACAAGUCCAGGAUUCGGUAAAUACGACGGCGUGAACGUGAACCACAUAUUGGUAAGUAGUACGGAUGAGGUAUUACUUAGGUUCACCACCGACCUCAGUGUCACCAGAGCGGGCUUCAGUCUGACCGUGUCCACAGUAAGCGCCUCAGUCAACAGUUCUGGACAUACAACGCUAUCAUCUGUCAGAGCUCUAUCCAAACAUUUCUGGAUUGGAGGAUCAAUGAGUAGCGUCACGCGAUCGUGGAUUUUUUCUGACGGUUCCACAGUGCCAAAUAACAUGGUCCCUUACCUUGACUACGGAUGGGACUACUAUAAUGAUUACGAUUACUACUAUGAGAGCCUGCCAUUGGUCGACUUUCGGCGGGCCAUCAAAUCAACAGGGACAUUUGAGGCUCUUUUCCAGGAUUGGCAGUGUUACACUAUCUGUGGACAUCCGUAG
Molecule: messenger RNA, 2109 nt
Organism: Mizuhopecten yessoensis (Yesso scallop)
Lineage: Eukaryota; Metazoa; Mollusca; Bivalvia; Pectinida; Pectinidae
Product: mucin-2-like
Exons: 6
Coding region: 1-2109 (702 amino acids)
Source: RefSeq, a predicted model, not a curated record